This is a messenger RNA of Penicillium malachiteum, 2280 nucleotides long. Its product is annotated as guanine nucleotide exchange factor VPS9. Bases 1 to 2280 code for a protein of 759 amino acids. Gene Ontology annotation, molecular function: ubiquitin binding; small GTPase binding; guanyl-nucleotide exchange factor activity. The record is from RefSeq and is a predicted model, not a curated record. The transcript is spliced from 4 exons. Gene Ontology annotation, biological process: vesicle-mediated transport. NCBI's taxonomy places the organism in Eukaryota, Fungi, Ascomycota, Eurotiomycetes, Eurotiales, Aspergillaceae. Gene Ontology annotation, cellular component: cytosol; endocytic vesicle.
AUGUCGGCCACCGAAUCCCCACCUUCAGCCCCUGGGCAAAGCAGUGAGCCCUUCGCCCAGGAGACCACUGAGUGCCCCACCUCGACUACCGCCGCCGCCGACCUGCCUCAGCCGCAGAAUGAUGAUACAUUAGAGGACAUACCCCAGAACACAAUGAGCACAGCAGCGGACAUACCGCCGGCUUCAAACGAGGAAGCCUGCGGUUCGAGGGUUUCUGACUCGGCUACCCCGUCUUGCCAACCGUCGCAACCGGACCCGCUCGAGGGGCAGAUAGAUGGACUAUCAAUAUCAGAACCCAACGCACCCGUACCUCAGCAGCCGACCGAGGUGCCUACUACCCCCGCGCCUACACCCCCCGAGAAAGAUGAAGCAUACCUCAACCAAUCAGCAACUUCUGCACCCGUGCAAACCAGCGAGCCGAUCUCCAUUCCAAACUCCGAAAAGGAGCUGCCCGAAGUACCGACAGACAGCGAUCAGGAUACCAAACCGACCAAGAAAGCGACAGGGGUGCGCGAUGAAUCGGAGUCACAGCUCGAGAUCCAGAGCAUUAUGGGUCAGUUUCAGGAUCCCGCGCGGACUACUGAUCAAGACCAAAUAAUGUCUCCUCGGUUGGAGCUGGCUACUUCGAACUACUUCUCAGCUCGAAGAGGAAGUUUGGAUCAUAUUCAGUCACCUAUCUCUGGGGCUCCUCCCGUUCUGCCUCAGGGAGGUCAUGCAUCCUCUCCCACGACUACACACUCUCGUAAAUCUAUCGGUCCCGACGAACCUAUGCUGACCCGACGAUCAUCGACCUCGACAAUUCCACCUCUACCCGAGCCCGAGCCAGACCAGCCGUUCGAUUUUCACCGAUUUCUAGAACAGUUACGCCACCGAACUGCUGAUCCUGUUGCCAAGUUCCUACGAUCAUUUCUUAUGGAGUUUGGAAAGAAACAAUGGAUGGUUCACGAGCAGGUCAAGAUCAUCAGUGAUUUCUUGGUCUUUAUUACGAAUAAAAUGGCAAUCUGUGAAGUCUGGCGAGAUGUGUCAGACUCCGAGUUUGAUAAUGCAAAGGAAGGAAUGGAGAAGCUGGUCAUGAACCGCCUGUACUCGCAGACAUUCGCGCCAGCUAUCCCGGCUCCUCCAACGAUCCCCAGGAGCGCAAGUCGCAGCCGGCGGAGAGAGAUCGAGAGGCUCCAUGGGCCAUGGAGACGGGGUCAACACCAAGAAGAUAUUGAGCGAGAUGAGAUUCUGGCACAGAAGAUUCGCAUUUAUAGUUGGGUUAGCGAGGAACACUUAGAUAUCCCUCCUGUUAGUGGUGGCGGGCGCCGAUUCCUGAAUCUGGCACAACAAGAAAUAUUGAAGAUUAAUGGUUAUCGCGCCCCUCGCGAUAAGGUCAUCUGCAUAUUGAAUUGCUGCAAGGUCAUUUUUGGUCUAUUAAAGAAUUCCAAAAAAGCCGAUACCUCUGCGGACUCUUUUGUCCCGCUUCUGAUCUACGUGGUGUUACAUGCGAACCCAGACCACCUGGUCUCCAACAUCCAAUACAUCCUGCGGUUCCGCAGUCAAGAGAAGCUAGGUGGUGAGGCAGGCUAUUAUCUAUCUUCGCUGUCUGGAGCUAUCCAAUUCAUCGAAACUUUAGACCGUACCAGCCUUACCGUUAGCGACGAAGAGUUCGAGAAAAACGUCGAGGCCGCGGUAUCUGCAAUUGCAGAGCAGAACCGAGAGGCCGAGCCCCUGGAUGAGAAACCUACCAACCGACCCGUUACCCCCGGCGGUCCCUCGCAGCCGCAAGCAGGAUCCAGCCGUAAAGAAGCCUCUCAAUCAAGCGACGAUGAUACCUCCGCGCCUGUAGCAGGACUUCUCCGCACAAUCCAAAAACCUCUCUCCACAAUAGGUCGCAUUUUUUCCGAUGAACCCGACAGUGGAUCUUCGCAAGAUCGACCCCUUCAACCUGCUGCAACUCCUCAGCCAGCACCUCCUCGUCUCAACCCAAAUGUGUAUCAACCUCCACGCUCCAGCAGCGAGGGCAGACGAUCCGGUGAAGAACGUCUACCCUCUCGUGAAGGUAGUGCGAAGAAGAAUCUGAGCCGUGUUCUGGAUGCCCAAGAUGCAGCUGCUCGGCAGGCUAGUGCGGAGGAUGCCGAGGCACGACGCAUUCAACGUACUGAGCAUAACAAUGUUGUGGAGACAUUAUCGAAUAUGUUCCCUAAUCUAGACCGCGAUGUCAUUGAUGAUGUGGUUAAGAUGAAAGAAGGGCGGGUUGGCCUUGCUGUUGACGCAUGUCUCGCUUUAAGCGCAGAGUAG